GCCAGAGAAAGGUGAGGUUAAUGGCGCCGUGUCUGGCUGCGGAGAGGGCCCGGCGGUACGUUUACCCGCUGUUAGUGUGCCGGGGGCCGAUGAAGGUGUAACGCAGUAAUCCUGUUGGAUUGUUGUACGUGUCCGUCUCUGGGAUUCCCGCCCGCCUUGACGAUGUGGGCUAAUGCCUUGGCCUUGUACUGCUUGGGCCUUGCCGCUGUCUGUCUGCCUGCCGCCUCUUGCUCCCAGGGGGACCGGGAGCCCUACUACCGCCACUGCGUCCAGAUGUGUGGGCGACACAACUGUACUGGAGCCCGGCUGCGGAUUUUCCACAAACUGCAGCCCCUCUACAUGAUGGCAGCAGGUUGGAGUUGUGCUGAUGACUGUCAAUACAACUGUAUGUGGCUGACAGUGGGACUGUACGUUCAGGAAGGACACAAAGUGCCUCAAUUUUAUGGCAAGUGGCCCUUCUACCGAUUUCUGUUCUUCCAAGAACCUGCCUCAGCCUUUGCCUCUAUGCUGAAUGGACUGGCCAACUACAUGAUGUUGGGCAGGUACCGGGCUGCAGUGCCUCUCGAAUCUCCGAUGUACCAUACAUGCAUCUCCUUCGCCAUGAUCACCCUCAAUGCCUGGGUUUGGUCCACCGUAUUCCACACACGUGACACUCCACUAACUGAGAAAAUGGAUUACUUUUGUGCUUCAUCAGUGGUGCUGUACUCCAUCUACCUGUGCUGUGUCCGGACCAUGGGCUUGACUCACCCUUGGACAGCGAGUAUUUUUGGGGUCCUGCUCAUUGGAUUGUUCACAUGUCACAUCUGGUACCUCACCUUUGUGCAUUUUGAUUAUGGGUACAACAUGGCUGCCAAUGUCUUGAUAGGAAUGAUUAAUCUCCUGUGGUGGCUCAGUUGGUGCUUCUGGAACAGAUAUCACCUCCCCCAUGUGUGGAAGUGUAUAGUGGUGGUUGUGAUGUUACAUGGACUGGCUUUGCUGGAGCUCCUGGACUUCCCUCCCUUGCUGUGGGUGUUCGAUGCUCAUGCAGCCUGGCACUUCAGCACCAUCCCUGUGCCAUUCCUCUUUUACAGCUUUCUGAUUGACGACAGUCGGCACCUCCUCGAUGUGAAAACUGAAUAAGUAUUUGCCUAUGAGCUGCUGCAUCUGAUUGUGAAUGUGUGAGAACGUGUCUUACUGAAAUGACCAUGUCAACAUUUAUCUGUGUGGACUUUGCACUGUUCACAUUGGGAUUUUCUGCGAAAUAUGUUGGUUUAUCACUGCCACAGAAACCUGACCUGUUAAUACAAGAAUCUAAGAUUUAUUCGAGGCUCAGAACUCUGAAACAAAGGUUACGUCUCACUGAGACAUGCUGGAAAACAAAGCCUGCUGUUCCUGGAGUUUUCACAAAAGUGAAGGUUUUAUCAAAAUAUGCACUUUUCCAUUUUACCUACCUUUUUAGACCCUGGUUAACAGAAAACCCAGCCCAGAUUUAUUAUUUAUUAUUUAUUACAAAUAGAUUCCAGUUACAGAUAAAUAAAUAUGAACUGUGGACGUAUACAUCUACUAAUUAAAACUCUCGCCCCCUUAUAAAAUUCAGCUGGCACGCACACAGCCGAACAAAAAGAAUUGGUGCUGAGAGUGGAAGGAAAACUGAGAAGGCAUUUCAGUGGUGUCCAUCCACAUGUUUCGCUGCGAUGAUACUUUUGCUUGUCAGGAUUUGCUGUUUCUCAGUCUCUUAAGGAAUUUAUUACCUCGUGUAGAAGGUACAGAAUACCUAGUUCACAAAUUGCCAAGUCCUUUAGCUAUUGGUUAGAAGCCACAGUUUACAGCAACUGAGGGAAAACAAACUGGCUUUCUUCAGGCUUUGAUUCUUCUUCUUAUUGAGAAAGACACCAGUGCCCUUCCAGAGGUCUGAAGCCCUAUGGCCAUAAUGUUGACACCCACAAGACUCCUGGGAGACAAUGACAUUGUUGGCAGGCAUGGCCUUUGGUCUGUGAAAACACUAAACUCUCUGCACCACCUGAAUAAGCAGCAGUGUUCAUUCCACUUGGAUUAAUUGUCAGCACCUUUGCUUUUAGAAAGUGCAGCAAUCCCUUCCUUCAUUGUUGGUUUUUAAAACAAUUCUUUUCUCAUUUCAGUCCACAAUUGAAAAUGCAGAAAUUUUUAAAAAGGAAACUUUCUUCUACAAGUGGAAGAAUUUGGGGAAAGGGGAAGCAUGUAGGACUGGCUAUGCUUCUGUUCUAGAGAGUUGGCAUAGAGACAUUGGGCCAGAUAGCAUUGGGUCAGGGGUUGGCUGCUGCAUGUUCAUUUUUGAUUGGAACCGUUGGGGAGGUGGUGUUAUUGGACAUAUUGGUUAUACUAUCUGCACUUGCUGAAACUAAGGAAGAUUGUGUUUCUCUUCUCAGCUCUGCCACCAAGUGGCAGAAAACACUGGAGCAGCCUGACCUUUUAUUUUCAUUUUCGCCCAUGACUGUUUCUGAGGAUGAAAUGGAGUCUGUGGAGGGUGGGGGAAAGGUUAGGAAGGGGCGGCAGUGAGGUCAUGGGAGGAAAGAAGGACUGGAGGAGGGAGUGGGUGAUUCAUUCAUUCUUGACUCAGAUUCAAUCAGCCUAGAAAAUACCCCUCACACUACAGUCAUCCAGUGAAUUUGCUGUUUUGACGUCAUUGUAAUCCUGUGUGCACACCUGUAGCAGCAAGAUUGCUACUCACUGCUCCUAUCCCUCACUCCACCUGUCUUUGGUGCUGUUUUGGUGUUGUUGCGAUGUGGAGGUGCUGGUGUCAGACUGGGCUGGACUCAGUCAUAAAUUAUACGACACCAGGUUAUAGCCCAACAAGUUUAUUUAAAAAUGCUUGCUUUCGAAGCUCUGCUCACAUUAACCUGAGGAAGGAGUAGAGCUUUGAAAGCUAGUGUUUUAGAUAAAUGUGUUGGAAUAUAACCUGGUGCUGUUUGAUUUUUGAGCUUGAUGUUGGUGGGAAGUGAUGGCUGAAGUGGCUGCACUUAGGGCAGCACGGUGGCUCAGUGGCUAGCACUGCUGCCUCACAGCACCAGGGACCCGGGUUCGAUUCCAGCCUCGGGCAACCAUCUGUGUUGAGUUUGCACAUUCUCCCCGUGUCUGCGUGGGUUUCCUCCAGGUGCUCUGGUUUCCUCCCCCGCUCCAAAGAUGUGCAGGGUAGGUGGAUUGGCCGUGCUAUAUCGCCCAUUGUGUUCAGGGAGCUGUAGAUUAGGUGGAUUCUAGGGGAAUGGGUUUAGGUGUCAUGCUGUGAGGUAUGGUGUGAAUGUGUUGGGCCAAAGGGCCUGUUUCCACAUUGUAGGGAUUCUGUACGAAACUGGCUAAAAUUAUUUAUUAACAAGCUUUCUCCUGUUUAAUGGAUUUGCCAGGCACCCUGAAAUCAUUGAAUUGAGUGGUUAAAUGCAUCCACUGAAUGUUAGAAAUAAUUUUGAAUAAAGAAAUACAUUUUUUAAAUAUAUCGGUCAGUAUGUCCUAACAUAACAGCUUAAAGGAGCAUUAUUGUGUGAAAACUGUUUUUAGAUAGUCAUUCCUUGUCAUGGAAACUUGGGAUGAGCAGUAAAUACUGGUCUUGCUGUGCAUUUUCUGGUGUUCCUCUCACUCCUGUGUUGUAUUCCCUGGUGUUUAUCAUAGUCUUGUUCAGUAUUUCCUAGUAUUUAAUGCAAUCCUGUGUUUCUUAAUGUUUUACACAGUCCUUUCUUUCACAUUGUAAACAGAAGAGUUAUUUUUCUUGAAGAGAUUAUUUAUGAUCUGACCCUUGACUCUUAAGCACAAAUCCUCUGAACAGAAUAAUAGUUUGGUUUUGUGUUUAUUAGUGAUUUAUUUUGUGACAAAACAUCUCCAAUGUCUUUUAAAUAAAA
This is a messenger RNA of Stegostoma tigrinum, 3845 nucleotides long. RefSeq names its product post-GPI attachment to proteins phospholipase 3 (gene pgap3). Lineage: Eukaryota; Metazoa; Chordata; Chondrichthyes; Orectolobiformes; Stegostomatidae. Gene Ontology annotation, biological process: GPI anchor biosynthetic process. Bases 163 to 1119 code for a protein of 318 amino acids. The transcript is spliced from 8 exons. Gene Ontology annotation, molecular function: hydrolase activity, acting on ester bonds. The record is from RefSeq and is a predicted model, not a curated record. Gene Ontology annotation, cellular component: endoplasmic reticulum membrane.